UCGACUGCUACGUGAAUACACAAGAAGAUAUAAACAGAAUAAAUGUAGAACAGAGUGUUUCGGCGAGGGCUAAUUGUGAGAAUUACCAGUUUCAUGUGUACACGGGAGGCAACAAUGACGCAUAUCGUGGUUGCGGCGGCUGUCAUUGCUGUAAAUAUAAAGGGUGCAGAACUGGAGGUUCACGCAGUUACUUUGGUACCUGGAGUCAGACCAGGUACGGACGUCGGUGCCAGCGUUGGGAUUCACAGACCCCGCAUGCACACACUCGCAACAAACCGUCUUUAUUCCCACAAGAUACUAGCGUGUAUGAUGCACACAACUAUUGCAGGGAUCCCGAUUACGAAGGAAGUCCUUGGUGCUACACUGAAGAUCCGAGUGUGCGGUGGGAGUAUUGCAUUGUUCCAGAAUGUUAACCAGCUGUUCGAUGAAUGUAUGAGCUUCUAAAAACAACCUACGCUUGAACAUUAUACUAGAAGACAAUGAAUGAUUUAAAACUAUAAUGUAUUUUGGCUUACAUGAGGUCUGAACAGUAAAAGUUUUAUAUUCAAUUUCUUUAUAAAUUUCAAUUCAGAGAACCUAUUUAUAACAUCAUUAUACUUGUUGACUAAUGUACCUGUAAAGGAUGUUUUAAACCUGCAUUUCUUUUUUUUCUUUAUUUAGAAAAAUUCAAUUCAAAUGUUACAAACAAGCCCUAUGGCUUUUUCAAUACUACACUAACAAUCACCACUUACUACAAAGUAUAUCUUCUGACAAGAAAGCGUUAAAAUCGAUCUAUAGAAAUAGCUAUGAUACAUUAAUAACAAUUUAACAAUUUCAUGUAGAUAUUACUGUUCGAUUACACUACCGAUAAUAAAAAAGUUGUUAUUUUACCCCACUUUUAUACAUUUCCAGUCAAUUAUCUACAUUUCAGUUCUAAGUUAAUCUAAUUCUGAAUGUUGCAUAUGCAUAAUCAUUUUUAUUAUGAGUUCUAAUAAUGUUUAAAAUGUUUUUCAAAAACACCAGCUACUAGAGAACAACAUGACCAACUUAUCCACAAGAUAUAUAAUUAUUCAUGUAAAAACAUUCUUCUCCACACUAUUAACUUUGUUCUUGAAUAGGAAUUCAAAUUAAAGAAUUAAAUAUCGAACAAGGCGUCAGUAUACCACUUUCACUGGCUUAGAAGAUCUACAAGAGUCCAUCCCUGUUGUUUAUCUUCUCUACAUGUUUUA
This is a messenger RNA of Mercenaria mercenaria, 1208 nucleotides long. RefSeq lists its product as uncharacterized. NCBI's taxonomy places the organism in Eukaryota, Metazoa, Mollusca, Bivalvia, Venerida, Veneridae. The record is from RefSeq and is a predicted model, not a curated record. Bases 94 to 444 code for a protein of 116 amino acids. The transcript is spliced from 3 exons.